GAUCGAGACCGGCAAGAUGGCGGCGGACACGCAGGUUUCGGACACUCUGAAGAAGUUUGCUGUGAAAGUGACCACGUCCAGCGUGAAGGAACGGAAGGACAUCCUCGGGGAGCUGAAGCAUUGCAUCAGUGGGAAAGAGCUGCCAGAGCCGGCCAUUAAAGGCCUGUGCAAACUCUUCUGCCUGACCCUCCAUAGAUACAGAGAUGCAGCGUCUCGGCGAGCGGUGGUGUCCGUCAUCGACCUGCUGGCGCAGUCCCAGCCUGACGUCAUCGCGGCCAACCUGCCAUCCUGCCUGCUCAACAGCGGCGUCAUCAGCAAGAGUGGCACCCCAGGGAAGUGCACGGCCUCCUCCGCCACCAUGGCGGUGGCCUGGACAUGCCUGCUGGUGAAGGCCGUCUUCCCCACCGCCGACAAGCGAGAGGGGCCUCAGUGGAAGAAACUGGUUGAGGUGCAGUCUCUCCUAUUGGCUGAGGUGGUGGGAGGGGCUUCCCGAAACGCCUCAAAGUCAGUACUGAAGUACCUGAGCAGGCUCUGGAAGGAGCACCCAGGGAUGGUGGACCAGUAUCUGAGUACGCUGCUGGGGUUGGACCCCAGCCCCAGCUCACUGGCUCUGCUCGGUGUGUGUAUCGACUUCUGCACCGCCCAGAAGGACAUCGCCACCAUCGACAAGCACAAGGGGGCGCUGUUGGAGCUGUACGUGAAGACGGUUCUCAUGAGUAAGAGUGUUCCCCACCAGCACAUCCUGGAGAGGAGUGGCUCUGUACUGCGUCACGUGACACACACGGAGUUUAAGGAGCAGCUGCUGCCAACGCUACAGAAGGCCAUGCUGCGGAGCCCAGAGAACUGCAUGCAGACCAUCUCCUGCCUCCUGGCCUCCCUCACCCUGGACCUCAGCCAGUACGCCAAGGACAUCGGCAAGGGCAUCGCCAGCCAGCUGAAGGCUAAUAACCCGGUUCUGAUGGAGCAGGCGGUCCAGGCUCUGCAGAACCUGGCCCAGCAGUGCAGCGACCCCAGCGCUGUCCAGGACCUCACCGCUCACCUCUUCGCCAUCCUCGGAGGCUCUGAGGGGAAGCUUACUGUUGUGGCGCAGAAAAUGAAUGUUCUCUCAGGCAUUGGAAGCUGCAGUCAUCAUGCGGUGUCAGGCUCAUCCAGUCAGACUCUUAAUUCAAGCGUGGCCCUGCUCUUCGUCCCCUACCUGCAGCAAGAAGUGCACGAGGGCACGCUGGUGCACGCGGUGUCCGUGCUGGCUCAGUGGACGGGCCGGCUGACGGUGGAGGUGCCCUCUGGCCUGAAGGACUGGCUCAAGAAGGCCUUCACCCUCAAGACCUCCACCUCACCUGUGCGCCACGCCUACCUGCAGGCCAUGCUCGGCGCCUACAAAGGUGACACCCUGAGCCAGGCGGUUGAUUUCGCUCCUCUCCUCAUCCAGACGGUGGAGAAGACCGCCGCUCAGAGUUCCCAGCAUGCAUUGCUGGCAGAGGGGGCGGCUGCUGCUGUGCUUCUGUGUCGGCUCUCCCAGCUGGAUACACUGAGUGAGUCUAAGCUGGCCACCUUCUGGAAACUGGUGCUGGAUGAGAAGAAGCCUCUCUUCACCACAGAGAAGUUUCUAUCACAAGCCAACGACGAAGCCUUGUGUACGGUUCUGCAGCUGUGUGAGAGACUGUUCCUGGACCAGCCUCACCGACUCAACAACAGCAAGUCCCAGAUGUACCAGCAGGCGGUGGUGGCGGCGCUGUUGUCACGGAGCUGGCGCGUACGCAAACGAGCUCAGCAGAGCAUCAAGAAGCUGCUCUCCUCUCUGGGCGGGGCAGGCCUGGCGCACGGCAUCAUGGGAGAACUGUGCGCCGUCAUCACCAAACACAAGGUUCUGCCCGCUGACGCGCUGCUGUCGGACACCGGCGAGCUGACGGAGGUGGGCCGGGCCUACGUUCCCCCGCGGAACCUUCUGGAGGCGCUGAGUGUGAUCUGCUCAGUGGCUGGCCAGUGGAACGACCCCUCGGAGACAGAGAAGCUGGCCAUGGAGGCCCUCAUCGUGUCCCAUCAACCCUCCAUCAUGGUGGCACGCUCCGACCUGUGGCCUCUCCUGCUGUCCAGCAUGAACCUGAACGCCAAAGAGUUCAUCGACACACACCUGGAUGACAUCAUGCCUCUUCUGCUGCAGGGUAGCGCAGAAGACACACAGGCUGUACGGAAUGCUGCUGGCUCUCUCUCCAUUCUCUCUCCGUCUAAACUCCUCCCGCGCAUCAUGGAUCACGUGAUCAAGCGCCUGGCCAAUCCUGCGCUGGGACAGGUCACCCGUGACGAGUACGCCAUUAUGAACACGCCAGAGGGAGAGCUCUAUGACAAGAGCGUCAUCCAAAGUGCUCAGCAGGAGAGUGUUAAGAAGGGCAAUAUGAAGCGUGAGAAUAAGGCCUACUCCUUCAAAGAGCAGAUCAUCGAGCUGGAGCUCCAGGAGGAGAUCAAGAAGAAGAAGGGUAUUAAGGAGGAGGUGCAGCUCACCAGUAAGCAGAAGGAGAUCAUGCAGAACCAGCUGGAGAAGGAGACCGCCGUCCGCAAGAGGCUGCAGGGGCUGGACAUGGAGCUGCAGUACCACGUGGGCCUGUUGGAGGCGCUGCUGAGCAGCCGUCCCCCUCAGUUGGCGUGGCAACUGCCGAGCGUGCUGCAGGCCAUGCUGCCCCUCCUCCACUCCCCCCUGGCCGCUCCGCGCCUCCGCAAGGCCUUCCUGGACAUGGGGGUCAGCCUCAUGCCCAAGGACAUGCGCAACCUGGCGGUCCUGGUUGGUCAUGUGACCCUGCGUCUGCUGAAGCCGGAGUGUGAGCUGGACCCAGCCUGGGAUGAGGAGGAGCUGACCACCGCCACCCAACGCACUGUACUCAUGCUGUACACAUACACUGUGCCCCAGAGAGAGGGCAAGACUGAGGUCCACCCUCUGUCUGCGCCGGCGUUCUCCUUCUGCUUCCCGCUGCUGCAGGCGGUGCUGAGUCAGAGCAGCGGCUCCAGCGAGGAGACGGAGUUCAUGAUGACGCGCGCCCUGCAGGUCCUCAACCAGCACGCACAGCUCCGCAGCCAGCUAGACGACGCCGACAAUCUCAUCGACGAGGAUGGACCUGAGCUGCUCCCCAGAGUGGCCAUGCUGAUGCUCCUCACCAAAGUUAUUGGCACCUCCAUCCCCCGCUUGCAGGUGCUGGCGUCGGGCUGCCUGACGGCUCUGUGUGAGAGUGCAGGAGGAGCGGAGGGCUGUACGCUGGCAGAGCAGCCAGAGGUGGACGUGCUGCUGGGAGCCCUGCUGUCCCCAUGCUUCCCCGUUAGAGACGCCGCACUCAGGGGUCUGCUGGAGAUGAAGAUGGCGUUGCCCACGGACAGCGUUGACCCUAACGGGUUGAAGGUGCUGCGGCGACUCUGGGUGGCGCGCUUCGACGUGGAGGAGGAAGGGGGCGCUCUCGCUGAGAAGAUAUGGGAGUCUCUGUGUCUGGAGCUGGUUCCUGAGCUGUGCUCGCUGCUGAUUGGUGACGUGACUCAUCACGAGGAGGCGGUGCGUUCGGCGGGGGCGGAGGCUUUGUCCACGGCCGUCAGCGAGUACUGCGACCAGUCGCCCACCGUCCUCGCUCAGCUCACCGAGCUCUACCACCAGAAGCUAUACAGACCUCCUCCUGUUCUGGAUGCAUUGGGACGUGUCAUCUCUGAAGCUCCUCCUGACCAGUGGGAAGCCAGGUGUGGAAUAGCCCUGGCGCUGAAUAAGCUGGCCCAGUAUCUGGACGAGUCUCAGGUCACUCCGCUCUUCCUGUUCUUCGUGCCCGACGCGCUGAACGACCGACACACAGAGGUCCGGCGCUGCAUGCUGGACGCUGCGCUGUCUGCCCUCAACACACACGGCAAGGACAAUGUGAACUCGCUGCUGCCGGUGUUUGAGGAGUUCCUGAAGGAUGCGCCGCAGGACGCGAGCUACGACUCCGUACGCCAGAGCGUGGUCAUCCUCAUGGGCUCGCUGGCCAAGCAUCUGGACAAGAGUGACCCCAAAGUCAAGCCCAUCGUCGCCAAGCUCAUCACCGCACUCUCCACACCCUCUCAACAGGUGCAAGAGUCGGUGGCGAGCUGCCUGCCGCCGCUGGUGCCGGCCAUCAAGGAGGACGCGGGGGGCAUGGUGCGCAAGCUGCUGCAGCUGCUGCUGGAGAGCGACAAGUACGCCGAGCGCAAGGGCGCCGCCUACGGCCUCGCCGGACUGGUCAAGGGCCUGGGCAUCCUGUCGCUCAAGCAGCAGGACAUCAUGACCACGCUGACCGACGCCAUCCAGGACAAGAAGAACUUCAGGAGGAGAGAAGGUGCCCUGUUUGCGUUUGAGAUGCUGUGCAACAUGCUGGGGAAGCUGUUUGAGCCCUACGUGGUGCACGUGCUGCCUCACCUGCUGCUCUGCUUCGGAGACGGGAACCAGUACGUCAGAGAGGCUGCAGAUGACUGUGCCAAGGCGGUCAUGAGGAACCUGAGUGCCCACGGGGUGAAGCUGGUGCUGCCCUCUCUGCUGGUGGCGCUGGAGGAGGAGUCCUGGAGGACCAAAGCAGGGUCUGUGGAGCUGCUGGGUGCGAUGGCCUUCUGCGCCCCUAAGCAGCUGUCGUCGUGUCUGCCCAGCAUCGUACCCAAGCUCACGGAGGUGCUGACCGACUCGCACGUUAAGGUCCAGAAGGCCGGACAGCAGGCCCUGAGACUGAUCGGCUCCGUCAUCCGCAACCCCGAGAUCCAGGCGAUCACGCCGAUCCUAUUGGACGCGCUGACCGACCCCUCCCACAGGACGCACCACUGCCUGCAGACGCUGCUGGAGACCAAGUUCGUCCACUUCAUCGACGCGCCGUCUCUGGCCCUCAUCAUGCCCAUCGUGCAGCGCGCCUUCCAGGACCGCUCCACCGACACGCGCAAGAUGGCCGCCCAGAUCAUCGGCAACAUGUACUCCCUCACCGACCAGAAGGACCUGUCUCCAUACCUGCCUAGUGUCAUCCCUGGACUCAAAACCUCUCUGCUGGACCCAGUGCCCGAGGUGCGUACGGUGUCGGCGAAGGCUCUGGGCGCCAUGGUGAAGGGGAUGGGCGAGUCCUGCUUCGACGACCUGCUGCCCUGGCUCAUGGAGACGCUCGCGUCCGAACAGAGCUCAGUGGACCGCUCCGGGGCUGCACAAGGUCUGGCGGAGGUCAUCGCUGGGCUGGGCGUGGAGAAGCUGGAUAAGUUGAUGCCGGACGUGGUCCAGACGGCCAGUAAGGUGGACAUUGCGUCUCACGUGCGCGACGGCUACAUCAUGAUGUUCAUCUACCUGCCGCUCACUUUUGGGGACAAGUUCACGCCCUACGUGGGACCCAUCAUCCCCUGCAUCCUCAAGGCGUUGGCGGAUGAGAACGAGUAUGUGCGGGACACAGCACUGCGAGCAGGUCAGCGCAUCAUCAGCAUGUACGCCGAGACCGCCAUCGCUCUGCUGCUGCCCGAGCUGGAACAGGGGCUCUUCGACGACCUCUGGAGGAUCAGGUUCAGCUCAGUGCAGUUGCUAGGAGACCUGCUGUUCCACAUCUCCGGUGUGACGGGUAAGAUGACCACAGAGACGGCGUCCGAGGAUGACAACUUUGGUACCGCCCAGUCCAACAAGGCGAUCAUCGGUGCGCUGGGUCCAGAGAGGCGUAACCGGGUGCUGUCGGGGCUGUACAUGGGCCGCUCGGACACCCAGCUGGUGGUGCGGCAGGCCUCGCUCCACGUCUGGAAGAUCGUGGUGUCCAACACGCCCCGCACACUCAGAGAGAUCCUGCCCACGCUCUUCAGCCUGCUGCUGGGCUUCCUGGCCUCCACCUGCCCCGACAAGAGAACGAUUGCAGCGCGUACGCUGGGGGAUCUGGUGAGGAAGCUGGGAGAGAAGAUCCUUCCGGAAAUCAUCCCCAUCCUGGAGGAGGGACUCCGCUCGGACAAGAGCGAUGAGAGGCAGGGCGUGUGCAUCGGCCUCAGCGAGAUCAUGAAGUCCACCAGCAAGGACGCUGUGCUGGUGUUCUCGGAGUCGCUGGUGCCCACGGUGCGUAAGGCGCUGUGUGACCCGCUGGAGGAGGUGCGUGAGGCGGCCGCCCAGACCUUCGAGCAGCUGCACGCCACCAUCGGGCACCAGGCGCUCGACGACAUCCUGCCCGCCCUGCUCAAGCAGCUGGACGAUGAGGAGACGGCUGAGUUUGCGCUGGAUGGCCUGAGGCAGGUGAUGGCGGUCAAGAGUCGCUCGGUGCUGCCCUACCUGGUGCCCAAGCUGACGGCUCCCCCAGUGAACACGCGUGUGCUGGCCUUCCUGUCGGCCGUGGCAGGAGAUGCUCUCACGCGCCACCUAGGGGUCAUCCUGCCCGCACUGCUCUCCUCACUCAAGGACAAGCUGGGCACCGACGAGGCUCCGCAGGAGCUGUCCAGCUGCCAGACGGUGAUUCUGUCGGUGGAGGACGAGGUGGGCCAGCGCAUCAUCAUCGACGACCUGCUGGAGGCCACGCGUGGGCCGGACCCGGGCCUGCGCCAGGCGGCGGUCACGCUGCUCAACGGCUACUUCGCGCGCACGCGCCUGGACCACAGCGCGCACACGCGCAACCUGCUGUCCGGCCUCAUCCACCUGCUCAACGACUCCAACCCAGAGGUGCUCAGCCAGAGCUGGGACGCCAUCAACGCCAUCACCAAGAAACUGGACGCAUGCACCCAGCUGACCCUGAUAGACGACCUUCACAGAGACAUUCGCUCAGUGUCCACAGAGGUCAAAGGUGAACAUCUGCCCGGAUUCUGCUUACCCAAGAAGGGCGUGACGUGCAUCCUGCCGGUGCUGAGGGAGGGCGUUCUAAACGGCAGUCCGGAGAUGAAGGAGGAGGCGGCGCGCGCGCUGGGCGGGGUCAUCAAGCUGACCUCCCCCGAGGCCCUGCGGCCCUCCGUCGUCAACAUCACCGGACCCCUCAUCCGCAUCCUGGGAGACCGCUUCGCCGCCUCCGUCAAGACUGCCCUCCUGGAAACACUCACACUCCUGCUCGGCAAGGUGGGCAUUGCCCUGAAGCCCUUCCUGCCCCAGCUGCAGACCAUCUUCCUGAAGGCGCUGCAGGACUCCAGCAGGGCGGUGAGGCUCAGGGCGGCCGAGGCGCUCGGCAAGCUGGUGUCCAUCCACAGCAAAGUAGACCCCCUGUUUACAGAGCAGCUCAACGCCAUACGCAAUGCAGAGGAUUCAGGAGUCAGGGAGACCAUGCUCCAGGCCUUGCGGUUUGUGAUCCGGGGCGCUGGCUCCAAGGUGGACCCCGCUAUUCGCAAGAGCAUCAUCUCAACGCUGCUCGGCAUGCUGGGACACGACGAGGAUGCCACUCGUAUGUCGUCUGCAGGUUGCGUGGGAGAGCUGUGUGCCUUCCUGCCUGAGGAGGAGCUGAAAAAUGUCCUGCUGCAGCAUGUGCUAGCGGACAUCUCCGGUGUGGACUGGAUGGUGCGUCACGGCCGUAGUUUGGCUCUGUCCAUCGCGGUCAAGUCGGCCCCCGAGCAGCUGUCUGCAGACGAGUACAAGAGCACCCUACUGGACAUGGUGCUGGUCAACGCCACUGCAGACAGAAUUCCCAUCGCAUGCAGCGGCAUCAGGGCUAUGGGCUUCCUGAUGAGACACCAGCUCAGAACGGACGGAGAAGAAGGAGUUUCACCACGCAUCACCACGCAGUUCACCAAGUCUCUGCAGAACCAGUCCAGUGACAUCCGUCUGGUUGCGGAGCGCGUGCUGUGGUGGGUGUGGAAGGAGGCGGAGACUCCGGCGCUGGCCACGGGGCAGCUGAAGCCGCUGCUCAAGGCGCUGCUGGACAACACCAAGGACAAGAACACCACGGUCCGCGCACAGAGCGAACACACACUCGUCAGCCUGCUCCGGCUACGGCAGGGAGAGGAGCUGAUGCAGAGCAUGAGUGCCAUCCUGGACUCUGCCAGCAAUGACCUACUGUCGGACUGUCACCGCCGUUCCCUGAAGAAGAUCUCCGCUCAGCCAGAGUCCAACGAGGAGAUUGACGACACAAUCCUCACGUGAUCGCCCUAUCACGUCGCUCCAUGGACCCUUCUGCCCCAAUCAGACCACCCCAAGGAGCCGUAGUCCCGCCCGCUUUAGUUCUGGCCUGGCCUGCUCAUCACCGCUCUCCUAAAUACCCCCCCCCCCCCCCCCCACCCCCCCCCAUUCCGUUAUCAGUCUCCGUGUGAUGGAGGUUGACCACACGGUUCAGAGGAGACAUACUGUAAACACACACACUCUCUCUCUCUCUCUCUCCCCCCUUCUGGCCUCCAACCACCAAAGUGUUUGUGUCGUUCAAGAACUGACACAGAAUUGAACAGAAUGUGAAUCUGCCUUCAGUUCUCUCCACCUGAUGAUUUUCAUCUUUUUCGUUGUCAACGCCGGCGAUAGUUUCCUUGAAUGCUUUUCAUUUGUUGUACAGCCAGCUCCACUGGCGCUUCAUGAACACGCACACAAAAAGGCAAUUUAAAUAAAGAAAGAAAUUGUGCCAAGACUAAUAAAAGUCCAUUUAAAUCCAUUCUAAAAGGUUCAGGUUCAGAGCAAGUCUGAAGAAGAGAACAUGGAUUUGAUUAAAUGUGUCUACCGUGCACCUGUUUGCUUUUUCUCUUGCUGUUUUAUUUUCGAGAGUGUGAGUUUGUAAGGGGAGUGUGGGGGGGUUGUAAGGGAUAACUGAACAUUCUCUGAGAUUCGGAGGUGUCCGGGGUGAAUCUGACAAAUCAGUAUAAUGUAUCCCUUACCUGCAGAAGAGUGGUAAGACCCCUUAAUAAAGACACUUGCCUUAACUUCU
Sardina pilchardus (European sardine) is the source of this 8798-nucleotide messenger RNA. It is a transcript of the gene gcn1, whose product is annotated as GCN1 activator of EIF2AK4. Gene Ontology annotation, molecular function: protein kinase regulator activity; protein binding. The record is from RefSeq and is a predicted model, not a curated record. Bases 17 to 8032 code for a protein of 2671 amino acids. The transcript is spliced from 58 exons. Gene Ontology annotation, biological process: cellular response to amino acid starvation; regulation of translation. Lineage: Eukaryota; Metazoa; Chordata; Actinopteri; Clupeiformes; Clupeidae. Gene Ontology annotation, cellular component: cytosol.